AUGUGGACAACAAGUAUAGAUUAUAAAAUCACAGAGGAUAGUUUUCUUUUUUCAUUUGGUAAUAGGUGGAAAUUAGAAGAUGCCAGGUUGAGUAGAGUGUUACAUCAACGUUCAUUUUAUGCAAUAAGAUUUAAUGGUAAUAAUUAUGGUCCAUGUUUUGGUGACAAGGAUUUGUGUAUGAAAGGUUGUUUCAAUGAGAGUGGUAGUUGUUCAGCACAAAAAGAUGAUUACUGCACUAGUAUUACAGAUUCUAAAGUGUUUUCAAUUGAUGAAUAUGAAUUUGAUUAUAUUUUAGGCAGCGAGAAUGAAGUUUAG
Entrophospora candida is the source of this 315-nucleotide messenger RNA. NCBI's taxonomy places the organism in Eukaryota, Fungi, Glomeromycota, Glomeromycetes, Entrophosporales, Entrophosporaceae. The record is from the annotation of a GenBank genome assembly.